Gorilla gorilla gorilla (western lowland gorilla) is the source of this 1706-nucleotide messenger RNA. It is a transcript of the gene SNRPB2, whose product is annotated as small nuclear ribonucleoprotein polypeptide B2. Bases 809 to 1486 code for a protein of 225 amino acids. NCBI's taxonomy places the organism in Eukaryota, Metazoa, Chordata, Mammalia, Primates, Hominidae. Gene Ontology annotation, molecular function: RNA binding. The record is from RefSeq and is a predicted model, not a curated record. The transcript is spliced from 7 exons.
AAUUAUUUUUUCGAGUGAAUUGAGGCAGAUGAUCUUACAGAUGACUGGGUUCUACUCAGCAUGGUUGCCUUAUCUGGUGAGAGAUGAGAAUUGGGCAGACACCAGUUCUGUCUGCCCUGGGCCCUCAAACUGGGUAGCGUCUGAGAUUCAAGUUCAUCAGCUCAGUGUUGGAGGACAGUUCCUGCAGAGCCCCAUGAAUCAGAGGAGACUCGGAGGCAGGAGGAACUGGCUAUCCUAAAGGUGAUUUUAAACCGGGGUAGCCAGAGCCCAAAGAAGGGAGAAACCAGGACUAACUGCCCCAUAGCAUGAGGGGCAGCGCCUGUAAAAUUACAUAGGAUUUGUAAAGGUGGAAGGCACUGUUGCGCCGGGUAAAGCUUCGCAAGGUCGUGGUAGGGGAAACGAUUCACUCCCCGUCCCUAUUCCCUCGCAGCAUGGUCCUCACAACCCCCUUCUCUUUCCCCAUUUCCAUUUCCGGACUCUUCUCCUGCCCGCACGGCAUACGCACGCGCAGAGAGAUUGCCAGCCCUGGCUGCCAGAGACCCGGAAGCAUCGAUCGGCUCUGUGCUCGGCUUCUAGACUUGUCGCGCUCGAUUGAGGAGCGUGGCUACGUUGCUUCCGGCGCCUGGCUCCGUUUCCUGCUUUUGGUUCUUACAGUAGUCGGCGUAGGCCUCAGCUGGGUUCGUGCGCCUUCUACCUCGCUGUUUCGGUUUUCCUGGCUCCUCGGCCCUUUUCUCCCCUGUUGCAGCUGGGAGCGGACGAAGCGCGAAGCUGGGAUUUUUUACUGUCUCCUGAAGAAUUUAACACAAACAUGGAUAUCAGACCAAAUCAUACAAUUUAUAUCAACAAUAUGAAUGACAAAAUUAAAAAGGAAGAAUUGAAGAGAUCCCUAUAUGCCCUGUUUUCUCAGUUCGGUCAUGUGGUGGACAUUGUGGCUUUAAAGACCAUGAAGAUGAGGGGGCAGGCCUUUGUCAUAUUUAAGGAACUGGGCUCAUCCACGAAUGCCUUGAGACAGCUACAAGGAUUUCCAUUUUAUGGUAAACCAAUGCGAAUACAGUAUGCAAAAACAGAUUCGGAUAUAAUAUCAAAAAUGCGUGGAACUUUUGCUGACAAAGAAAAGAAAAAAGAAAAGAAAAAAGCCAAAACUGUGGAACAGACUGCAACAACCACAAACAAAAAGCCUGGCCAGGGAACUCCAAAUUCAGCUAAUACUCAAGGAAAUUCAACACCAAAUCCUCAGGUCCCUGAUUACCCUCCAAACUAUAUUUUAUUCCUUAAUAACUUACCAGAAGAGACUAAUGAGAUGAUGUUAUCCAUGCUGUUUAAUCAGUUCCCUGGCUUCAAGGAAGUACGUCUGGUACCAGGGAGGCAUGACAUUGCUUUUGUUGAAUUUGAAAAUGAUGGGCAGGCUGGAGCUGCCAGGGAUGCUUUACAGGGAUUUAAGAUCACACCGUCCCAUGCUAUGAAGAUCACCUAUGCCAAGAAAUAACAUUUGGGAUAGUCGUCUUUAAAAGACUUGGUGUUAUUUAUAGUGUUUGUUUUGAUAACAUUUGGCUGGGUCAUUUUAAUAGUUAGAGAUGAGGAGGAGUAAAAGUGAAAUUUGUGUGAAGGACUUAAAUUAUCCAGUGUUUCUUUAGCCUUGGUGAACUAUGAAAUACGAAGGCCUUAAUUUUGUACAAUAAACUUUUAUUUGUAUUCUGUGUAUAUAA